Molecule: messenger RNA, 937 nt
Organism: Rosa rugosa (rugosa rose)
Lineage: Eukaryota; Viridiplantae; Streptophyta; Magnoliopsida; Rosales; Rosaceae
Product: putative germin-like protein 2-1
Exons: 2
Coding region: 136-783 (215 amino acids)
Cellular component (GO): cell wall
Molecular function (GO): manganese ion binding
Source: RefSeq, a predicted model, not a curated record
CCACUAAGGCUCCAUGAUCUCUCUCUAUAAAUGCAGAGACACAUGCUGGUCUCAAUCCACAAUUCUAUCGAGUUUCCUUGCUUUCCAAGCUUAAACAAAGUUUCUCCAUAAAAAGAAAAUUAUUCCGAAGUUCCAAUGGCCUCGCAGUUUCUAUUGUUAGCAUGCCUUGCUAUGACAGCUUCUAUUGCUUUGGCAUCUGACCCAAGUUCUCUUCAGGAUUUUUGUGUGGCUGAUCCAUCAAGCUCAGUACCCGUGAAUGGACAUGUGUGCAAGGACCCCAAGCUAGUUGUCGCCGAUGACUUCUUCUUCAGUGGACUUCACCGUGCAGGCAACACAUCAAACGCUGCUGGUUCAAAGGUGACCCCUGCUAAUGUUGCCCAGAUUCCAGGACUUAAUACUUUUGGUAUCUCCCUAGUUCGUAUUGACUAUGCACCAUGGGGUAUCAAUGCUCCACACACUCAUCCUAGAGCUACUGAAAUCUUGACAGUCCUUGAAGGGAGCCUCCAAGUGGGUUUUGUCACCUCCAAUCCCGAAAACAGACUUAUCACAAAGGUGCUUCAGAAGGGCGAUGUGUUUGUGUUCCCAGUAGGACUUGUGCAUUUCCAACACAAUGUGGGAAAUGUUAAUGCGGUAGCCAUUGCAGCUCUGAGCAGCCAAAAUCCAGGUGCUAUUACCAUUGCCAAUGCAGUGUUUGGAUCAAAGCCUGCCAUUUCUGCUGAUGUUCUUGCAAAGGCAUUCCAAGUCGACAAGGACACAAUCUACGAUUUCCAGUCCAAGUUCUAGACUCCAACUUGGAACCUUUCAAAAGGGGUUUGACAUGCGGUUCAUUUGAAGUGUGUACAAUAUUUUACUGUUCAUUUAGCAAUACGUACAAUCAUGUUCAGUCUGAUUUUUUGUUUGAUUCUUUUACUUCAAGAGAAUGAUUUGUUUCUGAUUA